AUGUGUACGGCGGGACGGUGUUUGCGGUCGGGAUCAGCUGCUUUUUUCCUCUCCAAGCCGGUGGACAGUAGAGUGCGCUUGGCCUCAGCUCGGCUCCUGUGCUCGGCGAGUUCAGACAUUCAGAAAGACCUUGGCGAAAUGGUGAAGAAGGACAAAGUUGUUGUGUUCAUGAAGGGUACUCCUGCACAGCCCAUGUGUGGCUUUAGCAAUGCGGUGGUACAAAUUCUACGAAUGCACGGCGUGGAUCACUACGGAGCCUACAAUGUUUUGGAGGAUCAGGAUCUCAGACAGGGCGUAAAGGACUUUUCCAACUGGCCCACGAUCCCUCAGGUCUACUUCAACGGCGAGUUUGUGGGAGGCUGCGACAUCCUGCUUCAAAUGCACCAGAACGGAGACUUAGUGGAAGAACUAAAGAAGUUAGGCAUUACCUCUGCUUUACUGGAAGCAGAAAAAGAGUCAAAGUAA
This is a messenger RNA of Knipowitschia caucasica, 465 nucleotides long. The record is from the annotation of a GenBank genome assembly. Lineage: Eukaryota; Metazoa; Chordata; Actinopteri; Gobiiformes; Gobiidae.